AUGACUCGUACAGUGGGUAACAGUAACGCCAUCGCCCUUGACACAAUCUCAUUGGCAAUUGGUAUUUAUGGUGCUUAUGAUAUAUUGUACUCGGGCAGGGUCUUGCCAGACCACUUGGUUGAUGCUGGCCAUUGGCAAUUCUUGACUAAUUUAUCAUUGGCAUAUUCUCUAGUAGUGUUCGCAUUGGGUUUGGUUGCACAUUUAACCAGGUCUCAGUAUUUAUUCAGAUUGAAAAAUAACUUACACCCUAUAGCGCUUGCCUUAGAAGCAGUUGUAGCCGUCGUUUAUUGGCCAUUGCGCCUCUUCUUUUUGAAAUUGUUGGUGAAAGAUCCUUCCAAAGUCUUGAUCCCAAUGUUAACAGAUUUAUCGAUCCACUUAAUGCCAGUGUCUUCCUUGCUUAUAGAUUAUUUGGCAUUUAUGCCGAGUUGGACUAUUACCAGGAGUACUGCAUUUGGUGCUUGUGGUAUCUUAAGUACUGGUUAUUGGUUUUGGUUGCAUCAUUUGAUCGAUUUUGAAAAUGGUGGGGAGUAUCCAUAUGCUUUUUUGAAUCAUCCAUCCCUCUAUGCACGUAUAGUUAUAUUUGGCAUUGUGGGAUUGACUGGAUUCAGUCUGUAUUUGCUUAUGUCAAACGUUUACGUUUGGGUAGUUGGUAAGCAAAGAGAGGACUAA
Molecule: messenger RNA, 669 nt
Organism: Dujonia railenensis
Lineage: Eukaryota; Fungi; Ascomycota; Pichiomycetes; Serinales; Debaryomycetaceae
Source: the annotation of a GenBank genome assembly